GCUGGGCUUCUAUGCACUGAGGGCAGCCAUAGCCUCUCCCACCUGGCACUCACUGGCCACAGUCCCUAGGCACCUGCUUCAGAGCCCAGAGCAAGCCUUAGAGCCACCAGCAAGUCUUGGAAGACCAGGGGCUGCCUUUGAUCUGAUCACAUCCAAGGGCCAGACUUCACACUGAGCAGCUGCAGUCAGAGAAAUCAGAGAAAGCGCCACCCAGCCCUAGAUUCCGAGGGGCCUGCUGGGGACUCCCUCCUCCUCCUCCUCCUCCUCUUCCUCCUCCUCCUCCUCAGAAGGAAAGAAGGAAGGAGAAGACCGGGAGGCUGCUGGCUCCCAUCAGCACCUUGGCGGCCAUGGGGCUGGCGGCCACUGCCCCCUGGCUGUCCUCUGCUCUGCCAGGCAGAUAGGGCGCUCUGUCCCUCCCUGCUGCCCGCUGCUCCUCUGGGGGGGGCAGCCCUUCCUGGACGUGGUGGCCCCCUUGGCUGACCCAAGGCCAUGUAGCCUCUGCUUGCAUCUCUGGGGAACACAGCACAGGGGGACCAGCACCUCUGCUCUCAGAGGUGGCGGGGAACCCUGAGCAUCCACCAUGCCACGGGGACUCGCCUGGCUGCACUAUCUUGGGAUCCUCUUUGGCAUGGCCUUGGGGAACGAGAGUUUGGAGGUGUGGCCCUUGGCUCAGAACAAGGAGUGUGAUAUUACCGGCUACCUGCGGGUCAAGCUUCAGUACAAGAACCGACUUCAGUACAUGAAACAGUACUUCCCCAUCAACUACAGGAUCAGCGUGCCUUAUGAGGGGGUGCUCAGAGUUGCCAACAUCACCAGGCUGCAGAAGGCCCGGGUGAGUGCGCGUGAGCUGCGCUAUCUGUGGGUCUUGGUGAGUCUCAACGCCACGGAGUCCGUGCAAAGCGUGCUGCUGGAGGGCCACCCAUCCUGGAAGUACCUGCAGGAGGUGCAGACACUGCUGGUGAACGUCCAGGAGGGCCUCACGGAUGUGGAGAUCAGUCCGCAGGUAGAAGCAGUGUUAUCCCUUCUGAGUACUCCAGGUCUGAGUCUGAAACUGGUGCGGCCCAAAGCCUUGCUGGACAACUGCUUCCGGGUCAUGGAGCUUCUGUACUGCUCUUGCUGCAAACAAAGCUCCAUCCUAAGAUGGCAGGACUGUGAGGUGCAGAGUCCUCAGCGCCAUGGGCCAGAGCCCCCCCUGCAGUGUGCAGCCACCCAGGUGUACCCGCCGCCCCGGCCACCCCUCACCUCCCUGCCCCUGUCCCCAGGCCUGAGCGCUAGGCCCUAGAUUCAGGGCACAGGGCUGAGCUUCUUGCCCUGAGCAGUCUGGAGGUUGGCUCUGGAAGGGCCAAUGGAUGAGUCCCAGGAGCUGGGCCGCCUGAGCUGUCGUGAGGCGGCGGUGGGGAGGCCCCUAGGAAAGGGGGUGCCUCUGAGCCCAGCUCCCCACCUCCCUUGAGGCUGUUUCAUUCCUCAGGUGGGCGGACAGGGAUGGGGACCACCGAGGCGUUCCAGCUGGGCUGAGUAUGGGGUGCUGGGCUGCGGGCAGAGCCAAAUGCCACAUCUUGCCACACUAAUGCGUUUCCACUUCUUUUUAUUUUUCUAUUAAAUGCCCACUUGUUUGGUUUGGUUUGGUUUGCUUUGCCUUUGCAAAGGUGAGCUUGGGAGGGAUGGACAGCCGGCCCAGGCCAUGGGAAGACAGGUAGAAAGGUUGACCCAGCCCAGGGCUGGGUCUGGAGCCUCACCCAGGGGCAUCGAGAAGGGAGUUCCUUCUAGGCCUGCCCUCCUGUGGACCCCAGCAGGUCGGAGGGGUGUCUGGGAUCCUCUUUCCUUCUAGCUGUCCCCAGAAAAAACAAGGGGGAGGGCAGUUCAAGAGACUCGGGUCCAGUGCCUCUGUGAGGCCUGCCUGGGUGUGGGGUGCAGGGGCAGGACGGGGCGGGAGCCACGGCCCAGGGAAGUCAGGCGGAGGCGUGUUAACUACAGUACCACUUUAUUAAUACUGGAAUCUUCACAGUGCAUUUGUUACUUGUAGCAGUGACUAUUUAAAUCGAGGGAAGGAUGACGUGAGGGGUGGGGUGGGGGUGGGGGAAAGAGGAGAAUUUGUCCAGAAACUGACAGAAAGAA
This is a messenger RNA of Dipodomys ordii (Ord's kangaroo rat), 2115 nucleotides long. RefSeq names its product interleukin 34 (gene Il34). The record is from RefSeq and is a predicted model, not a curated record. Gene Ontology annotation, biological process: positive regulation of macrophage differentiation; positive regulation of monocyte differentiation; positive regulation of protein phosphorylation. Gene Ontology annotation, molecular function: macrophage colony-stimulating factor receptor binding; cytokine activity. The transcript has 8 exons. NCBI's taxonomy places the organism in Eukaryota, Metazoa, Chordata, Mammalia, Rodentia, Heteromyidae. The coding region runs from base 581 to 1282 and encodes 233 amino acids.